AUGUUGAACGAAUUAAAGAUAAUUUUAUUAGAGAUAUUACAUUCUCCGAUAUGUCUAAUUGGACCAGCAUUGGGAGGUUAUUUGGCUCAGCCAGCAGUGAAAUACCCUCAUCUAUUUCCAAAAGACUCAUUUUGGGAUAAGUUUCCAUAUUUCUUGCCUUCCUUGUCAGUAUCAGCUUUUGCAUUUGUGGUAGCAAUUGCAUGCAUCUGGCUUCCGGAAACACUUCACAACCACCCUCUAAGCAAUGAGUCUAUUGAUGAUGCUGAAGCUUUAGAAACUGGAAACAUAAGUAAUGACGACGACAAAAUAAUCCAAAAAGAUGAAAACCUCUUCCUGAACUGGCCAUUAAUGUCAUCUAUUAUUGUGUACAGCAUUUUCUCACUUUAUAAUGUUGCUUAUCAAGAGGUUUUCUCAUUAUGGGCUGUUAGUCCUGGAAGGUUUGGUGGUUUGAACUUUACAACUGAUAAUGUAGGCGAUGUUCUCGCAAUAUCAGGUAUUGGUCUUAUUGUCUCCCAGCUUUUCCUCUACCCUUCAUUGGAAAGAGCUUUCGGACCUAUAAAAUUUGCUCGCAUCUCCGCAGUUUUAUCAAUACCUCUGUUGCAAAGUUACCCCUUCAUAGCAAUGCUUUCUGGCAUUACGCUAUACCUAGUUAUUAAUAUUGCUUCUCUUCUGAAGAAUGUUCUAAGUAUGACGAUAAUCACUGGUUUAUUUAUUAUGCAAAAUAGAGCCGUGGAACAACAUCAAAGAGGGGCAGCUAAUGGCAUUGCUAUGACUAUAAUGUCAAUAUUCAAAGCAAUCGGUCCAGCGGGAGGUGGUGCAGUGUGA
Messenger RNA from Lathyrus oleraceus (garden pea), 825 nucleotides. Its product is annotated as probable peptide/nitrate transporter At3g43790. Bases 1 to 825 code for a protein of 274 amino acids. NCBI's taxonomy places the organism in Eukaryota, Viridiplantae, Streptophyta, Magnoliopsida, Fabales, Fabaceae. Gene Ontology annotation, cellular component: plant-type vacuole membrane; plasma membrane. The transcript is spliced from 10 exons. Gene Ontology annotation, molecular function: solute:potassium antiporter activity. Gene Ontology annotation, biological process: regulation of stomatal closure. The record is from RefSeq and is a predicted model, not a curated record.